Messenger RNA from Caenorhabditis sp. 36 PRJEB53466, 338 nucleotides. NCBI's taxonomy places the organism in Eukaryota, Metazoa, Nematoda, Chromadorea, Rhabditida, Rhabditidae. The record is from the annotation of a GenBank genome assembly.
AUGGGAUGUUGUUGGAAAGGGGAGGGACGGUCUCCGCGGCCGCUCGCUAGCGCUUCGUAAUCGAUUAUUGAAAUUGUGGGAAAACCACGAAGGAAACGAGCCACGUUGCUAUGAAUGAAAAGAUGGGUGAUGCCUGAGCCCCAUUGCCAAUUCCGAAUGAUUGCAGGAAGCCGUGGAUUCUGAUGGGACAGCUGAUGGACAAUGCGAAGGAGGCGUACGAUCGGGUGGAGAGCAAGUAUCUGGAUGAUUUGGAGAAGGCCGCCAAGAAGAGGAACACAUCAGUCACCCCGAAGAACAUCAACUUCCACAUUUCCAAUUGGCUUUCGACUGCCAAGUGA